Molecule: messenger RNA, 834 nt
Organism: Pleuronectes platessa (European plaice)
Lineage: Eukaryota; Metazoa; Chordata; Actinopteri; Pleuronectiformes; Pleuronectidae
Product: histone H2A.v2-like
Exons: 2
Coding region: 1-834 (277 amino acids)
Cellular component (GO): nucleosome
Molecular function (GO): DNA binding; structural constituent of chromatin; protein heterodimerization activity
Source: RefSeq, a predicted model, not a curated record
AUGUCAGAUGAUCUCCAUCGACGCUGCGAGUCGUGCCUGGGCCCAGAGCAUGCCGGCCUGGCGCGUUCUGCAAGUUCCUUAAGGAGCCCGAGAGACUCAGGCGAGCCGACGCCUACACCGACAUGGACGGUGACGGGUUCGCGUCGCAGCGUGACUUCAGUUUGGACGAAGCCAUCGAAUUUUUCGAAAGUGGACCGGCGUCGGCUGACUCCGCUCCCAGAGCUGAAGAGCCAACUUAUCCUCCAGCAGAUCCCCCCCCUCGAGCUCGAGGCGUCGGAUGACGAAUUCAAUUCACCGCCCGCUCCCACUCCUCUGACGGCCAUCGGUGCACUCAUGACAGAGCUACCGGGAAUCAUCCGGAAGGCGGCCGCCUCCAGGCAGCUGACGGUGCCAACCCCGCUAUCCGCUGCUCCACCUGAUGAGAUGACAAAACAAUCUAUAUCCAUUUUGUCUGGCAGAGGCAAAACCGGCGGAAAGGCCAGAGCGAAGGCAAAGACUCGCUCUUCCCGCGCUGGGCUCCAGUUCCCCGUCGGUCGUGUUCACAGGCUGCUGCGUAAAGGCAACUACGCAAAUCGCGUUGGUGCCGGCGCCCCCGUCUACCUGGGGGCUGUGCUGGAGUACCUCACCGCUGAGAUCCUGGAGCUGGCUGGAAACGCCACCCGCGACAACAAGAAGAGCCGUAUCAUCCCCCGCCACCUGCAGCUGGCCGUCCGCAACGACGAGGAGCUCAACAAACUCCUGGGCGGAGUGACCAUCGCUCAAGGCGGCGUGCUGCCCAACAUCCAGGCUGUUCUUCUGCCCAAGAAGACCGAGAAGGCCCCCAAGUCCAAGUAA